GUCAGGCCCGUGCAGCGGUUAGUACGUCUGGCGCUCAGUCCGAGAGGCGGCGACAGGAGCGGCGGCCGGAGGGCGGUUAGCGGCUUUCCCCCCCUUCCCCCCCUCACUAAACCUUUCCUAUUUACCCCUGACCCCUCCCCUUCCCCCCUUUUACCCUUGACCCCUUUUCCCCUCCCCCCUCCCUUCACCUCUCUCCUUGGGUAUCCCUCGGUCUGGCAGUCGUUGCCCCGAAGGGACGCCGACUAUUGUUCCCGCCGAGCGAUUCCUUCCCCCUCCCCCUCUUCCCACCCCUGCCCCUCCUCCCUUUUCCUUUCCCCUCUCACCCCUGUUCCUGAGACCGGUUCCUCGGUCCCUGGGGUGGGGACACGCUCUGGACCUUCACUUGUACCCCCUUCUCCUCUUCGGACCCGCCCCUUGUUCCUGGCACAGCUCCGGCCCGGCUUACCCUGGACUCCCGGACCUGAUCCAGCAACUGAGACAACUGAGAGCAAUACAUCACAAGUCAUUUUCAAAGGAUAAUGUACGUGAAUGUGAAGAGUGUGAAUAUAAGGCAACAAUAGGUAACGCUGCAAACUCAUCUGGAGACAAAUUGUUAGUACAUUUCUUCCCAAAUCUGCUGAAAGCAACUCCAAGUACAGGCACAUCACCACCCGAAUACACUAUCCCUGAGGAAUCCUUGAUAGUAAACAAGCAACAGUGAUACUACAACCACCAUGGACCCUAAAGUUACCGAAGGUGGGCUGAAUGUUACCCUUACCAUCCGACUGCUGAUGCAUGGGAAGGAAGUUGGAAGCAUCAUUGGAAAGAAAGGUGAAACUGUGAAGAAAAUGCGCGAGGAGAGUGGUGCACGCAUUAAUAUCUCUGAAGGAAAUUGUCCCGAGAGAAUUGUAACCAUCACAGGUCCAACUGAUGCAAUAUUCAAGGCAUUUGCAAUGAUCGCUUUUAAAUUUGAGGAGGACAUCGAUAACUCAAUGUCGAAUAGUACAGCCACCAGUAAACCACCUGUAACCCUGCGGCUUGUGGUGCCAGCCAGUCAGUGCGGAUCACUGAUUGGCAAAGGGGGUUCCAAGAUCAAAGAAAUUCGUGAGUCAACAGGGGCUCAAGUCCAGGUGGCAGGGGAUAUGCUGCCCAAUUCCACUGAGCGUGCUGUGACAAUCUCUGGGAUGCCAGAUGCUAUCAUCCAGUGUGUGAAGCAAAUAUGUGUGGUGAUGCUGGAGGUAGAGUAUAAGUCCCCACCGAAAGGUGCCACCAUCCCCUACCGCCCAAAGCCCGCCUCUGCCCCCGUCAUUUUUGCAGGUGGCCAGGUAAGAGCAGAUCCCCUCUCGGCCUCCGCAGCCAACCUCAGCCUCUUACUGCAGCACCAGCCACUGCCUGCCUAUACAAUUCAGGGACAGUAUGCCAUUCCACACCCAGAUGAUGCAUGCCUCCUGUCGGCUGAGUAUAAAGCAACACUGGCGUCGACGUUGUGGAGAAGUCCGCAGCUUACUCACCCGUCCUCCCAGCUGACGGAACCUGCAUGGAGACCUGAGUCCUUGAGAGGAAAAAUGGAAUUAAAAAACUGUAUCGAAGACUCAGGAACCUGGGGUUUGGAUGCCAAUCCCCCGGCCAGUACUCAUGAGCUCACCAUUCCCAAUGAUCUAAUAGGAUGUAUAAUCGGCAGACAAGGCAGCAAAAUCAAUGAGAUCAGACAAAUGUCUGGGGCUCAGAUUAAAAUAGCUAAUGCAGCAGAAGGCUCAACGGAACGUCAGAUUACUAUUACUGGAUCCCCUGCCAACAUAAGCCUUGCACAGUACCUCAUUAAUGCAAGGCUAACAUCUGAAGUCUCUGGAAUGGGCACACUUUAAUUGUUUCCUCAUCUCCUGCUGUUUGUGUCAUGUUACCCACCUACAUAAACCACAAGCAACCUGCUAUCGCACCCUGUUUGUAAAAUUUGUAUAUUACAGUCUUGCCUCAUAGACAAUACUUAGAAUGUUAAAUUUUAAGGAAUUAUUCUGAACUACUUUUCUAAUUCCAAUCCUUUCUGGCUAGACCCUCCUUUCCCAUUGCUUCGUGCUUUAAUGUAGGUUUUUGGUUCCACAUUUAAAUUAACUAUUGCUUGCAAAAAGUGUAUUUGCAGACUAUUUCUUCUGUAUACUUUUUAGUUCAGUAAUUACUGGUAACAUGAUUGCAAACUCUUUUUAUAAAAAAACAACCUUGAUGUAAUCCAAUUAUUUGUAGUUGUUCUAUUUGGUUAUAAUAAAGGAAGGCACAUGUCCUGCUAUGUGCUGAAAUACAACCUAUCACUAAA
Molecule: messenger RNA, 2287 nt
Organism: Rhincodon typus (whale shark)
Lineage: Eukaryota; Metazoa; Chordata; Chondrichthyes; Orectolobiformes; Rhincodontidae
Gene: pcbp3
Product: poly(rC) binding protein 3
Exons: 15
Coding region: 714-1844 (376 amino acids)
Biological process (GO): negative regulation of mRNA splicing, via spliceosome
Cellular component (GO): nucleus; cytoplasm
Molecular function (GO): mRNA binding
Source: RefSeq, a predicted model, not a curated record